This is a messenger RNA of Recurvomyces mirabilis, 2649 nucleotides long. RefSeq lists its product as uncharacterized. The record is from RefSeq and is a predicted model, not a curated record. Gene Ontology annotation, molecular function: calcium-activated cation channel activity. NCBI's taxonomy places the organism in Eukaryota, Fungi, Ascomycota, Dothideomycetes, Mycosphaerellales, Teratosphaeriaceae. Bases 1 to 2649 code for a protein of 882 amino acids. Gene Ontology annotation, cellular component: plasma membrane. The transcript has 2 exons.
AUGUCAAUCUUCUACAGCUUCUUCGCCGACCACGACGAUGGGCCCGACGAUGAUGAUUUGGGAAGAGUGUACGGGACGGGCAACCCGCGCGACACCACCAUCCAGAUCAUCAUCUCCCUCGCCUUCGGCAUAGCGGCUUUCCUGGCCUUCUGCUUCCUGCGCACGAGAUGGCCCGGCUUGUAUGCGGCGAGGAAGAAGCACAAGAACGAGGCGACCACCUUGCCUGAGCUUCCCGACACCUUCUUCGGAUGGAUGGUGCCGCUAUGGAGGAUCACAGAGCAGCAGGUCUUGGCUUCGGCAGGUCUGGAUGCCUAUGUCUUCCUGUCCUUCUUCAAGAUGGCCAUCAAGUUCCUGGCUGUCACUCUGUUCUUCUCCCUGGUCGUCAUCAAGCCUGUGCAUGAUACCUAUCCGGACGAGAAGCUACCCAAUGGCACGGAUUAUCGAAGUAACCACACGCAUCACAAUCAGAGUGCCAUGUUCCAUCUGCGGAGGUCAAUCAAUCUGCUAGAGAACAAGCACAGCAAUCAUACCCGAAGCUCGUGGGAGGACCUCGAGACGGACUACCUGUGGAUGUACGUCGUCUUCGCCUACCUCUUCUCCGCCAUUGCCAUCUGGCUGGUCAUAUCCGAGACGAGGCGAAUCAUCGAGAUCAGACAAGAGUACCUGGGCACACAGACAACCGUCACUGAUCGGACGAUGAGGCUGUCCGGUAUCCCACCCGACUUGCAAGACGAGGAGAAGCUGGAGGACUUUAUUGAGUCCCUGGAUAUUGGUAAGGUGGAGAGCGUGACCCUAUGUCGGCAGUGGAAAGAGCUUGACCGUGCCAUGGACGAGCGUAUGAACACUUUACGAAGGCUGGAAGAAGCAUAUACAAUACACUUUGGUGUGCGCACGAUAGAGAGAAAUCUCGAAACACUACCAAUAGUCCAGCCGCCACCACCACCGGGGCCGACCAUCUCAUCAGUACCGGACGAAGACGACGAGGAGAGCGCGAACCUGCUCGGUGCGAACGGACAACCUCACAUCGCACCAUACGACCGUGUCCGACCUACGACGACCAUCCGCUUCGGACGCUUCAAACUCCACAGCAAGCGCGUAGACGCAAUAGACUACUACACCGAACAGCUCCGCCAGAUAGACGACCGCGUGCGCCGCCUCCGCGGAAAAGAGUUCGCCCCCACCGCCCUCGCCUUCGUAACAAUGGACUCGGUCGCAGCCUGCCAAAUGGCCAUCCAAGCCGUCCUGGACCCCUCCCCGCUCCAACUAAUCGCCAACCAAAGCCCUUCGCCCUCCGACCUAAUCUGGCCCAACACCUAUCUCUCCCGCCGCUCCCGCAUGAUCUGCCAAUGGUCCAUCACGAUCCUCAUCGUCUUCCUCACCAUCUUCUGGACCGCCAUCUUCGUCCCCAUCGCCGGACUUCUAGGCGUCGACACAAUCGGUCGCAUCUUCCCGCAAGUCGGCGAGUUCCUCAACGCGCACGAGAAUAUCCGCUCCCUCGUCAAUACUCAGCUCCCCACCCUCUUCGCCACGAUCUUGACGGUCAUCGUGCCGUAUCUGUACUACUACCUCUCCUGGUACCAAGGCAUGAUCGCCCAAGGCGACAUCGAGCUCUCCGCCAUCUCCAAGAACUUCUUCUACACCUUCUUCAACUUCUUCGUCAUCUUCACCAUCCUGGGAACAGCGUCGAAUUUCUACAAGUUCUUCAAGCAGUUUGAUGAUUUGACCAGGGAUUUGAGGAAGAUUGCCUACACGCUUGCCGAGUCGCUGCAGAAAUUGCUGAAUUUCUAUGUCAAUUUCAUUAUCUUGCAAGGUGUCGGGCUCUUUCCGUUCCGUCUGCUGGAGAUUGGCAGUGUGAUUAUGUACCCCAUCUUCCUCAUGGGCGCCAAGACACCACGAGACUACGCCGAACUCGUCCAACCCCCAAUGUUCAGCUACGGCUUCUACCUCCCCACCUCCCUCCUCAUCUUCAUAAUCUGCACCGUCUACUCCGUCCUCCGCUCCUCCUGGAUGAUCCUCUUAGCGGGCCUCCUCUACUUCCUCCUCGGCCACUUCGUCUACAAGUACCAGCUCCUCUACGCCAUGGACCACCAGCAACAAUCCACCGGUCGGGCCUGGGGAAUGAUUUGCGACCGCAUCUUCGUCGGCCUCGUCUUCUUCCAGCUCACGACUGCGGGACAAUUAAUCCUCAAAAACGAAGUCGGGAGGAGUUUGGCCCUGGUUCCGCUGGUCGUGGCCACGAUUUGGAUUUCGGUCGUCUACGGACGGACGUACAAACCUUUGAUGAAGUUCAUCGCGUUGAGGAGUGUGGAGAGGGGACAACGAUACAGACAUAACAUCACCUCUUCCCCGCCCCUGCAGGAGACGGACGGGAGCACGGUGGGCAGUAAUAAUAAUGAGUUUGUGCUUGACCGCAACGUCUGGGCCGAUGCGGAUGGGGCGGCGGGGAGGUCGAGGAGGGAGGCGAGGAAGAGGUUUGGACCGGGUGCUGCGGCUGAUGAAGCCGAUGAGCAUGGGUUGAGAUAUGUGAAUCCGAGUUUGGUGGCGCCGUUGGAGGGGGUGUGGAUUAAGGAUCCGAGUCUUUUGCUGGAGCAAGAGGAGGGGGUGGAUGGGAAUGGAGAUGCAAAUGGGACGGCUGAGGAGAGUGUUUGA